AUGUGGAAACUUGUUUUAGGCUGCAUUGCUUCUAAAGCGGAGUUGGCAAAAAGAGGGGUCCACUUGGCGGAUACUCGGUGUAGCACGUGUGGGAUUGGAAAGGAGACGGUUAACCAUAUUGUUGUCUUGUGCAUGUUGGUUAGAUCGAUAUGGUGGCAGCUUUGUGUUUGGACUAAAAUACCGGUUAUUACUCAAGCCGAGUCUUUUAGCGACAUGCUAAAUGGGCUGCAUCUUUUAAAGGGUUCAUCCAAGAGGAAGAAGAUUAUGGAAGUCAUUCUUGCAGCCUCUAUUUGGAGCAUCUGGAAAGCCCGAAACACUCUUAGAUUCAAAGGCGAGCCUUUUAUUGUCAGCAAAGUAGUAGACGCGAUAAAGGAGGAGUCAUUCUUGUGGAUUAAAAAUAGGACGGCGUUUAGCGGGAUCGACCGGGGGAGAUGGAUGGAGUUUAACGUUUGA
Helianthus annuus (common sunflower) is the source of this 453-nucleotide messenger RNA. RefSeq lists its product as uncharacterized. NCBI's taxonomy places the organism in Eukaryota, Viridiplantae, Streptophyta, Magnoliopsida, Asterales, Asteraceae. The record is from RefSeq and is a predicted model, not a curated record. The transcript has a single exon. The coding region runs from base 1 to 453 and encodes 150 amino acids.